AACUAUAAAUGUAGCGGGCCAUGGGGUUGGAGGAUGAGCGGAAGAUGCUGACCAGGUCCAGAGAUCCCAAGGAGGAGGAAGCGGAGGAGGAGGAAUUAGUGGAUCCCCUAACAACAGUGAGAGAGCAGUGUGAACAGUUGGAGAAAUGUGUAAAGGCUCGGGAGCGGCUAGAGCUUUGUGAGGAGGAAGUAUCCUCCAAGUCACACACAGAGGAGGAUUGCACGGAGGAGCUCUUUGACUUCUUGCAUGCAAGGGACCACUGUGUGGCCCACAAACUCUUUAACAGCUUGAAAUAAAUGUGCAGACUCAUUUACCUGUGGGCACCACUGAGGCAUCAGGACAUUUCCUCAUGGUUUUGAACAUGUCAUUUGUUUCUUAUUUGUGUAACUAAGUUCAUGCGAACCUCAUAGAUUUGCUUAGGCA
Molecule: messenger RNA, 423 nt
Organism: Phyllostomus hastatus (greater spear-nosed bat)
Lineage: Eukaryota; Metazoa; Chordata; Mammalia; Chiroptera; Phyllostomidae
Product: cytochrome b-c1 complex subunit 6, mitochondrial-like
Exons: 1
Coding region: 21-296 (91 amino acids)
Biological process (GO): mitochondrial electron transport, ubiquinol to cytochrome c
Source: RefSeq, a predicted model, not a curated record